AAAGGGCCUGUCCCACGCUUUCCCUCUCAUUUCCCUGUCGAUCUCUCACCAAAGCUUCUACAAAUCUCUUCAAUUCCACUGUCGUAGCUCACUUACUCACAAUGAAGCCCAACCAACAGCCAUUAUCGUCACCGUAUCCACAGCCAUCUUCUUCUUCGCUUCUCAAAGACAUUUCGAAUUUCAGAACUCCAAAACGCCCCUCCCACCAUGCCCCCGACUUCACCUCCUCCCCUUGCCCCCAAUUCUUCACCGCCACCAAACAAACCCCUAAGCCAUCUCCUACUUCAUCCUUUCGCAGGUACCGCCACCGCCCUUCCCUUUCUUCCCGCCUCAAGCAUAAAACCGCUACUGCCCGUCGUCUCAAAGCAUUUGAGCUCGAGCAAUCCCAGUCCUCACGCAAGGCUCAGAUACAAAAAGAACAGUCUCUUAAAUCGCUUGCCAAGUCUCUCACUACUUGGCUUAAUUUCCUCUUCCAAAACCCUAGGUCCUGUGGAUGUGGAUUGACAGAUCAUGAAGUGGAUACCGCGGGAAAUUUGGGGAAGAGGGAUGCUGGACCUAGGGGUAGGGUGGUCUGUCUGGAUGCAUCAUGGCGGAGUCCAAAGAGGCGGAGGGACCUGGGCUGGCGAGGCGUUGAACACGUGGAGGGGGAGGACGAGUUCUUGAAUUCUAAGCGCUAUGGGUUGUUGAGGAAUUCAUUGAUGGAUGUUUGUAGUUUUGAUGAUUUGAAGCAGAGGAUGAGUGUUUAUUUGAGCUUGGCUAGUUGCAAGGAGAUUUUUGAUGCCAUGAGUCACGUGGUUAAGAAUAUUGAUGAAGGGAGGUUGAAUAUGAAGUCACAUUGCCCUAUUGUAACUGAUGUUGGAAUGAAAGGGAAGGGCAUGCGAAUUCUUAUGUGCUACAAUCCAAUUUGGCUUCGAAUUGGAUUGCAUAUUAUUUUUGGCUGUGAUUCAUUGUUGCCCAAUGGAGAUGUCAAUUCUGAUCAAGAAAUUGCCUUCUUGAAGAUGGUAAUUGAGAAGCAGCUUUUCUCACAUGCUGGACUAGCGAAAGCUUAUGCUUAUAACAAGAUGGUUGAAGGGUUAUACAGACCAGGUUACUAUGAAAAUUUGGGUAAUGUAAUAUUAAAGAGGUUUUUGCUGCUGGUUCUUAUACUUGAUAGAGCCAAAUCUCAUAGUGCUCUUUCUCUAAAGUAUGGAAUUGAUGGAGUUGAUGGGGGUUCUCCGCUUUUAUUCACGGUGCAAUCUAGUAUCAAGUCUAGUCGUCAAAUGAUUAAUGAUUUUUUAUCAACGGAGAUAAUGCUCGGAGAAGGUAACCUUCUUGCUCACCUGGUGAUCCUAGGUUACAAAGUAUCUUAUCAGCAGUGUGCUCUGGUCGAGUACGACUUUAGAGUGAUGGAUCUAUUUGUGGACCUACAAGAUGGAGUGCGGCUUUGCAGAGCCAUUCAGCUAUUGCAAAAUGACUCAUCUAUUCUUAUGAAAAUGGUAGUUCCAUCAGAUACAUGCAAGAAAAAUUUGAUAAAUUGUGGCAUUGCACUGCAAUAUCUAAAAGGUGCUGGUGUAACAUUGUGCGAUGAAGAUAGAGUAAUGAUUACGGAAGGUGAUGUGGCUAAUGGUGACAAAGAACUAACCAUUAGCUUGCUUUGGAAUAUGUUUGUUCACCUGCAGCUGCCACUUCUGAUCAACAACACAAUCUUAGCUGAGGAAAUUUUGAAAAUUCAACGAACCAAUGUGGACCUUUCAAACAGUAUUAAUCUUAGCUCCUUUACCUUGGACUUGCUUUUGAAGUGGAUCCAGGCAGUCUGUGAACAGUAUGAUUAUAUGGUCGAUAAUUUUUCUUCUUUGCUUGAUGGAAAAGCCAUAUGGUGCUUGCUUGACUACUACUUCCGCAAAGAACUUUGUUGUUCUCAUUCUCCUAAGGAACCUAAUGACAGUAGAAGUGGAGAAUCCAUUAUGUCAGCUAAUAAUUAUACAGAUGCAGUCCACAAUUUCAUAUUAUCACAGAAGUUGAUAAACUUGUUGGGGAAUUUUCCAGAGAUUCUGCAGAUCAGUGACAUACUUGAACAUAGUGGUGCAAUUAGUGAAGGGAGUGUGGUUGUUCUAUUGGUCUUUCUCGCAUCGCAGCUGACUGCAAAUAAAGCCAUGGAUCAGCUGAAUUUUCAUAAACUGUUGUGUUGCAAAUGCCAAAGUCCAGAGAGGAGACAUUCAAGUACUGAAAACCGUGUUGUGAGUUUGAAAGCAGUGCUGGAGCAAGAAGAAAUUGAUUGUCACAGUGGUGGAGAUGCUGCUAGAAAGUUUAAGGCCAUUAAGGCCUGGUGGCAAGAUAUGGCUGAGAGGAAUAACAUAUUUAUUAUAAAGCCAGCAACUUCUACUUUGCAGCACAGCUCGACUAGCAAAUCCAGCGUCAAUAUUCAAAGAGAAAAUGCAGCAACACUAAUACAGUCACACUUGAGGAAAUCAAUUGCACGCCACAAUUUUUUGAAGACAGUCAAUUCAGUUUUACUUUUGCAAUCUGUCAUUCGGGCUUGGUUAAUGGUGAAGAAAAAAUCUGCACUCUAUGAAUUCAGUACUAUCAUGGUUCAGGGGUCUAUACAUGAAAAGUGGAAACGGUCCGAACAAGUUGGGAGAUAUGUCAAGUUUAUUGUUGAUAGGCACAGGUUUGUCAGGUUAAAAAAAUCAGUUCUGUUUAUCCAGCAAGCUGCAAGGAUUUGGAAGAUGCGAAGACUUCAGGCUGGAAGCAUUAGAAAUUAUGAUGUAUCCACUACAAAUUUAGUUAAUGCCGCCAUAGUUGUUCAGAAAUAUGUUCGUGGUUGGAUAGCAAGGUCUAGGCGUAAGGUCCUGCAGAUAAAGAUAGCUUCACAAGUGUGCAAAGUGAACUCUCUCCACAGUCACAACCUAGCUGCAGCUAAAAUCCAGAGUCAACUUCGAGGUUGGCUGUUUAGAAGGAACUUUUUGAAACAGAAGCAAAUGGUAACAAGAAUUCAAAGCAAUUUUCGACGCCUGAGAUUUUGGAGGUCCUUUCAACAACUCAGAAUUGCUAAAAGGUCUGCCAUCACCAUUCAGUCUCAUGUACGUGGAUGGAUUGCGCGGAGAGUAGCUUGGAGGCACAGGUACCUCGUUGGUGUCCUUCAAAGAUGUUGCCGUGGUUGGCUGAUAAGGAGGAAGUUUUUGCUCCAAAAAGAUGCAGUAGUAAUGAUCCAAAGUGCUGUUCGAUGCUCAAACUGCUUGAAGGCAUUUCAUUGCAGAAAAAAUGCAGCUAUUGAAAUUCAACGGUUUGUCAGGGGGCAGAUCACUCAAAAACGGCUCUUAGGUGCUACUCACUGUCAUUCAGCCACUAAUGGUUAUUGCAAUUUCCAAACUUCAGUUGGCCAUGUGCAGAGUUGUGAAUUGGACAUAAUGAUAUCUUCAAUAUUGAAGCUGCAAAGGUGGUGGAGAAGUGUUUUGUUGCUUAAACUAAAAACAAAGUCAGCAAUUAUUAUACAGUCUUGUCUUCGAGGUUGGAUUGGCAGGCAAAAGGCCUCUAAAGAAAGGCAGUCUGUUGUGAUGAUUCAAUCGCACUGGAAAGGUUACCUAUUGCGCAAAGAGUCUAGAGGGCAGCUAUUGGAUUUGCGGUUGAGAGUACAAAGGUCAGCUAAAAAUGUCAAUGACAGUAUGCGCAUUAUUAACAGACUCAAAAUGGCACUUUCGGAACUACUGAGUAUGAAAAGCAUUAGUGGAAUCCUUCAUACCUGUGCAACCUUGGAUAUGACUACACAACAUUCUCAGAAAUGUUGCGAGGAACUUGUGGCUGCGGGCGCAAUUGGCAUUUUACUGAAGCUAAUUCGUUCAGUCAGCCGAAGUAUACCUGAUCAGGAGGUUUUAAAGCAUGCACUCUCAACCCUCCGGAACCUUACCCGUUAUCAACAUUUGACUGAAGUGCUAAUUGAAAGCCAUGGAUCGAUAGAAAUAAUUUUCUGGGAAUUUCUUAGGAACAAGGAGGAAGGUUAUUUUAUCGCUUCAGAGAUUUUGAGAAAGAUCUGUUCAAAUCACAAAGGUGCUGACUCCUUGAGGAAGCGACCUGCCCUCUUGAAAAGGUUACGUAGUCUUGUGGAAGAACUCACAAGGAAGUCAACUAUUGAUAAAAGGAAACCCCUUGGUGCGGCUGCAAGAGAGAAAGCAGAAAGAAGAUUGAGAGAGGCCCUUGAUCUCCUGAAAUUGAUUACUAAUAUGCCAAGUGUGAAAGUAUGAGUAUGAAUGAAUAUGUUUUUAUGGUGUCAGAUAGCUACAUUGCACUCUAAAUAGCAUGGACAAUUCAGCUUAUAAUGUUACUGUCAGUGUUCUUUUGUUUACGGUGUAGUUGAAAAAGGGCGUAUUGGGGGCUUAUCUAGAGCCCUGAGCCAAAUGGUGAUGUACAGAAUGCCUUGGGACGAUAUUGGAUUGCCUUUUUCUUUAUUUUCAAUUUAUUUGAUUUCAAUUGAAAUUUAAA
Hevea brasiliensis (rubber tree) is the source of this 4455-nucleotide messenger RNA. RefSeq lists its product as uncharacterized. The transcript has 20 exons. Lineage: Eukaryota; Viridiplantae; Streptophyta; Magnoliopsida; Malpighiales; Euphorbiaceae. Gene Ontology annotation, molecular function: protein binding. Gene Ontology annotation, biological process: spindle organization; mitotic cell cycle; establishment of meiotic spindle localization. The record is from RefSeq and is a predicted model, not a curated record. Gene Ontology annotation, cellular component: spindle pole. Bases 102 to 4217 code for a protein of 1371 amino acids.